Messenger RNA from Brugia malayi, 912 nucleotides. RefSeq lists its product as uncharacterized. Lineage: Eukaryota; Metazoa; Nematoda; Chromadorea; Rhabditida; Onchocercidae. The record is from RefSeq and is a predicted model, not a curated record. The transcript is spliced from 8 exons. Bases 1 to 912 code for a protein of 303 amino acids. Gene Ontology annotation, cellular component: plasma membrane. Gene Ontology annotation, molecular function: ATP binding; ATP hydrolysis activity.
AUGUUGGAUGAAUUAUAUGUCUUUGAAUGCCGUAAUGUCUCGAGUACUUGUACAAUUACACCAUCUAAAUGGUACAAUUAUACAUCAUCCAAAGUUACCGCACAAUUUCUGAAAGAAAUUUCGAUUGUGGUUCAAUCCGGUGAGAUCCAUGGUAUUAUCGGUAGUGCUGGUAGUGGUAAAACGACAUUAUUGAAAAUAAUCUCGGGAAGAUGUUGUGGAGAAUUUACGGGUACAAUAACACUUAAUCAACAACAACUUACACGUCAAAUGUUUGAUUCUAUUUGCGCAUUUGUAAAUUUCAAUCAGGCGCUAAUUGAAACGAUAAGCAUUCGUGCUAUGCUUAAAUUUCAAGCUGGUAUAAUGAUUUCCGAUCUAAAUGAUCAAGAAAUAACAGAAAGAAUAAAUUUACUCCUUCAAGAGUUUGAUCUUAUUACUUAUCAAAAUAUUUUAAUUUGUGAUCUAAAUGAAUCAGCAAGAAAACGUUUAUUAUUGUGUAUGCGUUUGAUUAGUAAUCCAAUUUUAAUCAUUCUGGAUGAACCAACAACUUGCAUAGAUGCAUUAAGUAACUAUCAAUUGAUGUAUGCAUUAAGCACAUACGUCAAAAGAACUGGAACGAUGGCUAUAAUAGCUACACGUACGUUACGAUCUGACUUAUAUCAGUUGUUGAGCCGUGUUACGAUUUUAUUUUAUGGUGAAACAAUCUAUUCCGGUGCAACUCAACAAUUACCACUGUAUUUCAAUCACAUCGGUUUUCCAUGUCCAAUAAAUGAAAAUCCUGCUACUUACUACUUAUCUCUUGUAAUGAUUGAUCGUGAAACGACAGAAAGAUAUCGAGAAACACAAGAACAAGCUUUAAAAUUGAUUGAUCUUUUCAAAGUAUCCAUAAUUUAUUAUUCCAUUUUCAAAUUAUAA